Neocloeon triangulifer is the source of this 2679-nucleotide messenger RNA. RefSeq names its product cap-specific mRNA (nucleoside-2'-O-)-methyltransferase 1 (gene Cmtr1). Gene Ontology annotation, biological process: 7-methylguanosine mRNA capping. The record is from RefSeq and is a predicted model, not a curated record. The transcript is spliced from 11 exons. Bases 184 to 2517 code for a protein of 777 amino acids. Gene Ontology annotation, molecular function: nucleic acid binding; methyltransferase cap1 activity. Gene Ontology annotation, cellular component: cytoplasm; nucleus. NCBI's taxonomy places the organism in Eukaryota, Metazoa, Arthropoda, Insecta, Ephemeroptera, Baetidae.
CCCUCGUAAUUUUGCCGAAUGCCGACCAAAAAUCAACAAAGACUUUACCCUUGUUGACUUUACCGCUCGUUAAUUGAAUCGAACGUGGACUUUAAUUUAAUUGUGUGAAUCGAUCGUGUCCACCGCUUGCAGAUGAAAUGAGGAAAUCUUGAGGAAAACGGUAGAAUUAGAAUCCAAAGCUCGAUGGACGGAAGCAGGAAGCGGUCCUUCGAGGGCCAGGAUGAGGAGGAGAAACCGGCGGCGAAGCGUCCGGCGGAGGCGUCGUCGACCGCCAAACGCAUGAUGGCCAUGAUGGGCUUCAAGGAGGGCGAGGGUCUGGGCCGCGAGGGCCAGGGCAUCAAAGACCCCGUCGCCCUGAGCACGCAGCGCGGCCGCAGGGGUCUCGGCCUCAAGGUGUCCGGCUUCGAGUUCACCGGCGAGGUCGACUUCGACUGGGACUCGGAGGUCGUCGAGGCCAAGGAGCAGGUCACGUGGCUGGCCCCCUACGAAGGUCCUCGACCUCUCGACUGGGCGCGCUGGAUCACCGAGGGCAAGGAGAAGCUCAACAUCGACGACGAGGACAAGUUCUGCGACCCCGAGGUGUUGCGGUCGGUGCUGAAUUCCAAGUCCGUCUUCGACCAGCUCGACGACCUGGAGCUCCGCAAGGCCCGAGGACGGUGCAACCCUUUCGAGACCAUCGGCAAGAUGUUCUUCCAGAACAGGGCGGCCCUCAAGAUGGCCAACCUGGACGCCAUGGCCGACUUCAUGUUCACACAGCCCAAAAACAUGCAGGACCGUCCCGUGGUUGGGGAGGGCGAGUUGCUGUACUUUGCGGACGUGUGCGCCGGCCCCGGAGGCUUCACCGAGUACGUUCUGUGGCGCAAGGGUUGGUUGGCCAAGGGGUUCGGCUUCACCCUGAGGGGAGGCAACGACUUCAAGCUGGAGGACUUUUACGCGGCCAGCACCGAGACCUUCGAGCCUUGCUACGGGGAGGACGAGGACGGCGACGUCUUCAAACCGCACAACAUCGCCCACUUCAAGAGACACGUCCUGGCCAACACCGAGGGCCACGGCGUCCACUUCAUGAUGGCCGACGGGGGUUUUUCCGUCGAAGGCCAGGAGAACAUCCAGGAAAUCCUGUCUCACCAGCUGUACCUGUGCCAGUGCCUGGUGGCCCUCAACAUCGUCCGCCCUGGGGGCCACUUUGUGGUCAAGUUGUUUGACGUCUUCACCCCUUUCAGCGCCGGCUUGUUGUGGCUCAUGCGACGCGCCUUUCACCAAAUCAGCAUCAUGAAACCAAACACCAGCAGACCUGCAAAUUCCGAAAGAUAUCUUGUUUGCAAGUGGCGCCUGCAUGAUGUCUCGGAAGUGGAGCAGUUGAUGUGGACAGCCAACGAGAAGAUGCAGAGUCUGAAAGGAAGUGGCCGGACCGUCCUUUCGCUGGUGCCGGAGGACGUGCUGCGAGCCGACGAGCAGUUCAUCGAGUACCUGAAAGAGUCCAACAACGAGCUUGGGCAGCGCCAAGCCGUGUCCUUGGCCAAAAUCAAAGCUUUUUGCCAAAACACAACCCUGUACGAGCCGAGACAGCUCGAGAUGAAGAAGGAGUGUCUGCAACUGUGGAAUGUGCCGGAAAAAACGAGGACGGCGCCUCGCACGAUGAGGCCCGAGGACGUUUUCGCCAAGCUCGGCCUCGAGUGGCGCCAGAUUUGCCCAGAACUGAACCCGCAGAUUCUGGAGAAGAAUGUCAAAAUGCUCGAGUGGCGUUGCUACGCCAUCAACUCGGGGCGGAUGAACAAAAAGUGCACCCUCUUCUUAAGUGUUGGGAGGGGCCACGUGUACCUGCUGGACAAAAGCAGGUGGAGCAAGGUGGACGUGGAGAACGUCAAGAUGGAGCUGCCGGCGGAAACGUUGGUGUUCGGCGAGCUGGUGUCGGAGCUGCGGGGCGAGGCGCGCGCCCAGAUGAGCAUCAAGGUGCUGCACGUGAUGGACGCGUUCGUUCUCGGCGGCAAAAGGGUUGACCAGCUGCCCUUUGAGCAGCGGCUGGACUGGUGCAGGGUGUUUGCCAAGGCCGUCGACAGGCCGUCCAGGACCGACCUGACCAGGGUGUGCGUCAAGGAGCCCUUCCACCUCGACGACCUCGACUCUCUCUUCGUCAAACUGACGACGAAGAAGAUCAAGCAGCUGAGUGGGGACCGGAAAAUGUGCUUCAUGCUGGACGAAGGCGAGGAACAGUUCUUCAUGGUAGGAGGACUGCUUUUCGUCAAGGUUGUUAAAGAACCGUGGACCGUGGCCUUCAGCAAGUCCUUGAGACGAAAGUACUUGUUCAACGUUUCCAACGGACAGUCGACCUACGAGCUUCCUCUUGAAGCAUGCACUGACUUCGAAACGAGCAUCAAAUGCAGACUGAUCUGGUGGUGGGACGACAAAGUCAAUUUGGCCAUGGGCGAAGACCCGGACAGGCUGGACAAAAACGUCGUGCACCGAGUGUCGCUGGUCGAAGAAAUGGAGAAGCAGAAGAGAAAUCUGAAAAUGGUGUAAAGCGUCAAUUAUAAAAUUGAUAGGUUUUCGAAAAGCCAGAAAUUUUAAAUGUUUUCAAAGAAAAAACUCGCUAUUCAAGUUAGCGAAACGACUAUGUUGAUUUUUAUGCAAUUGUGAUUAUUGUCAAUGAGUAUCUGCAGUGAAAUGCUGAAAUAAACGAAA